Messenger RNA from Vanessa tameamea, 998 nucleotides. It is a transcript of the gene sel, whose product is annotated as seele. The record is from RefSeq and is a predicted model, not a curated record. The coding region runs from base 124 to 879 and encodes 251 amino acids. The transcript is spliced from 7 exons. NCBI's taxonomy places the organism in Eukaryota, Metazoa, Arthropoda, Insecta, Lepidoptera, Nymphalidae. Gene Ontology annotation, cellular component: endoplasmic reticulum.
CAGCGUUGAGUUCGUGUAUUUGAAGGAAAUUGAUAAACUAUGUAACACGUCCUACGAAUUUUAAAGUCAUUUUUCCGAGAUUUUCAUUGAAAUUGCACAUCGCUUUAGUAAAAACUUUUUAAAAUGCGGUUAAACGCUGCUAUUUUCAGUUUUGCUGUUUUAUUCGUUGUGGUGUCUGCGAGAAUAGAUCCACAAAAUUUAAGAUGUUUAGUGUGUCAGAAGACCUUCGAAGAGCUUAAUGUGGUCAUUAAGGGCGUAGAUAAAUGGAAAAAGGUUGAAGUCGGUAACUUCAGAAUGGACGCAGAAGGUAACACAAUGCAACAGAAGGUGCCGGCUCAUCGUUCGGCUGUUUACAUAUCUGAAGUGAUCGAUGAAAUUUGCAAGAAAAUGGAUGAUUACGUACGUGUGUACUACAAGUCGACCGGGAAGCUUGCGAUUAUGCAGCUCCUCAUGCCGAGCGGUGGCAUGAACCCUGAGUUCUCGAAGACCAAGUUCGUGACGGACGAUGACCUGAACAAGAGUCUUGAGUACUACUGUGAGAGAAUGUUUGAAGAUAACGAAGAUGAAAUUACCGAUCUGUACAAGAACAGGCCCGAGGAUGACGUCAUGCCGGACGCCGAACGAGAGAUCUGCUUCAAUCACGCCAAGUACUGCGAGGAAUGGAUGUUGCCGAAUGAGGAGGACACCACCUGGACACCGGAGAUGGAAGCGGAGUAUGUUAAGGUACACGGACCAGAUCCAUAUGGUUUUGGUGGUAUGCCCCAACAGCAGAUACAACAGGAACCAGACGAUGAAGACUACGACGACGCAGACGAUGUUGAAGAUGUUCCCGCUGAGGAGGACACCCAGGAACCGUCUCCGGCCAAGGUUGAAUUGUAGAGUUAAUAUGUUUUAAACCAUGUGUGCUUGGAGUAUGUGUAUAUUUAGGUUUAAUAUUAUGUCAUGGUUUUAUUAAUAAUAAUAGUCCAAAUACUUUUCUAUUUGUUUUUAUAUAUAUA